UUGAUCGCCAGUGUCCGAGAUGUGAUAAAAUUGUUAACAAACUUUUGGCAACAUGAAGGGGCUCCUUGUAUUGCUCUCUGCGGUGGCAUUCGCGGCCUGCACGCCAACAAUCGGAAUUCUUUCUAAUGUUGCUGGGGGUCUACUAGGACACGGCGGCGGCGUUGGGACCGGAUCCGUACUAGGAGGGGGCCAGGGGGGAAUCUCAGAUACCCUUGGAUCAGCUGUAGGAGGUCUUAUUGGAGGAAAGAGGACAGCCGAUGGCAAAACCGACAAUGGCUACAAGCAACUCGGGUACGUCGACCCAAAAUACGCGGGUACUGGUCUCGGCGGUGCUCUUGCAUCUUUCACCCAAGGUCUGACUGACCACGUCGGAAAUGCUGGCAGCAUCUUGGAUGAUGUUCUUCACCUAAGAAUCCCUGCUGUUCUCGAUGAUGGAUUCAACGCUAUCAUUGGUGUGGGUCGCGGUCUGGGCAGCAUCAUUGAUUCCUUAAUCCCGGGACUUGGUUCUCUGUUUGGAAACUUGGUGGUUUCCAUCGGAAAGAUCCUCAUCUGUCUCUACGGGUCUCCAGGCUUAUCUGGCAGUCUUCUCGGCAGAACUCCAGGACAGGACAACCCACGCGAUAUUCCAUACAUUUGCACUCCAGCGUAUGGUCGCAACUGGGGCUCCGCCUACGACGGGCCAUACAACGCCAAUUCCAUAAUCAGCCACUACCAUGUUAGCAACGCUAAGCAACAGGCCCUGGACUUCAUUAACGAAUUCACAAAUGGACAGGGUCUUGAUGGAUUAACCGGAUCCCGCAAGAUUGUCUGCUCUCACAUCCUCAACCUAGCUGAAAUCAUGGACAAGGGCUCAAACAACUGGUCAGACGCUGACGUAACCAACGUCGCGAUCAACCUGCUGAUUGUGCAAGGAGCCCUAGCUGAGAGCCAGCAGAAGGGACUUGGGGUUCAAGUGGUGGACCAAUGGAUCGCCACUCUCAACAAGAGCAAUAAAAACAAGAGAUUCCCUGAUCUCUCCAAAUACCGUUCUCAAAUCAUCGCGGUCCUCAACUACUCAACCCAAGAUAGCUGGGGCGGAGCUUUCAUCCAAUCUGGUUCCGGCAAAGUUAUUUCAUCUGGCAACACUGGCUACGGAUCCAGUGGCAAUGGAAAUGAUGACGGAUCAAACGAUGACUGCUAAAAAAUUACUUUUAAAACAGGACGUCUUUUAAAAAGCUUCUAAAAUGUGUUCACUCUGUUAGUAAUAAUAUACAUGCAUAUAGUCCCACCUGUAUUGUCGGCGGGUUGUGCAGAAACCACAAAUUUCCACUUGCUACGAUAAUAACAAUAGUUAUGGUUUUAAAAAGGCCUUAUACAGAUUAUAAAAAAUAAAUUAAGUCACAUAACAA
Leguminivora glycinivorella is the source of this 1388-nucleotide messenger RNA. RefSeq lists its product as uncharacterized. The transcript has 16 exons. NCBI's taxonomy places the organism in Eukaryota, Metazoa, Arthropoda, Insecta, Lepidoptera, Tortricidae. The record is from RefSeq and is a predicted model, not a curated record. Bases 53 to 1180 code for a protein of 375 amino acids.